GCCAGUAAGAGCAAGGCUCGCCAGCUCGAAGACGCAUUUCGAGCCCGCCAUGCAGGGCGCAGCAAAAGCAAAGGCAAGCGCCGGCUUGCUCGUGUCACGGCCAGAUGCCUCACAUCAGCUCUCUUUACUCACCUUGAAUGUGGCGGAUAGCGCAAAGGCUUUUGAAGCUGCCAAAGCCUAUAUGAUCGAGAAAGUCCAUGUCAUUGCCCUUCUAGAGGUGUGUGCCUCCAGUCAGCAAGCUCAGGCCUUUGUGUCUCAAGCCAGCCGCUUAGGUUAUCAUGCUUUCCACGUGCCGGGCACCACCACGCAGUUUCGCCGUGGUUAUGAUGUUCAUUCGGGAGGCGUCGCUGUCCUUGUGCGGCACAGCAUCAAGGUCCAGCCGGUGCGCUCUUGGCAAGGGGUCGUCGGGCAAUUUGUUGCUUUAGACUUUGGCUCCUUCUUCAUGGUGGCCGUCUACCGCAGGCCGGGUGAUGACAGUGUCAAUGACAUGAACCAAGCUUUGUGCGAAGCUCUCUGGGCGCGCCGGGCCCGUCAACCUUGGAUUCUUCUCGGUGACUUCAACUGGACACCGGAAGAAAAUGAGUGGCUUGAGAUGCAGCCGUUGUUGGUCCCUGGGACCAUAGCUGCGCCCGAUGGUUUGCCACCAGAUGGGGCGUCACUGUCAAUGCGUGGCGGCGUGCUUUGGACGCUGCGUAGCAAGAAGUGUGGCGCACUCAUCCUGCCGCGGCGCGCCUUCCUGCUCUGGUCCUAUACGAAG
Molecule: messenger RNA, 757 nt
Organism: Symbiodinium sp. CCMP2456
Lineage: Eukaryota; Dinophyceae; Suessiales; Symbiodiniaceae
Source: the annotation of a GenBank genome assembly